Molecule: messenger RNA, 900 nt
Organism: Acanthamoeba castellanii str. Neff
Lineage: Eukaryota; Discosea; Longamoebia; Acanthamoebidae
Product: Actin subfamily protein
Exons: 3
Coding region: 1-900 (299 amino acids)
Source: RefSeq, a predicted model, not a curated record
AUGGGAGACGAGGUUCAGGCUCUGGUCAUCGACAACGGUUCGGGCAUGUGCAAGGCUGGCUUCGCCGGUGAUGACGCCCCCCGCGCUGUGUUCCCCUCGAUCGUCGGUCGCCCGCGCCACACCGGCGUGAUGGUCGGCAUGGGCCAGAAGGACUCUCCAAGCGUGGGUAUCCGUCACCCUCAAGCCGUGCUCUCGCUCUACGCCUCGGGCCGUACCACCGGUAUCGUGCUCGACUCCGGCGAUGGUGUCACCCACACCGUGCCCAUCUACGAGGGUUAUGCCCUGCCCCACGCCAUCCUGCGUCUCGAUCUCGCCGGUCGCGAUCUCACUGACUACCUCAUGAAGAUCCUCACCGAGCGCGGCUACUCGUUCACCACCACCGCCGAGCGCGAGAUCGUGCGUGACAUCAAGGAGAAGCUGUGCUACGUCGCCCUCGACUUCGAGCAGGAGAUGCACACCGCCGCCUCGUCGUCGGCCUCGAGAAGUCGUACGAGCUGCCCGACGGUCAGGUCAUCACCAUCGGUAACGAGCGCUUCCGCGCCCCCGAGGCCCUGUUCGCAGCCCUCGUUCCUCGGCAUGGAGUCGGCCGGUAUCCACGAGACCACCUACAACUCGAUCAUGAAGUGCGACGUCGACAUCAGGAAGGACCUCUACGGUAACGUCGUCCUGUCGGGCGGUACCACCAUGUUCCCCGGCAUUGCCGACCGCAUGCAGAAGGAGCUCACCGCCCUCGCGCCGUCGACGAUGAAGAUCAAGAUCAUCGCCCCGCCCGAGCGCAAGUACUCCGUGUGGAUCGGUGGCUCCAUCCUGGCCUCGCUCUCCACCUUCCAGCAGAUGUGGAUCUCCAAGGAGGAGUACGACGAGUCUGGUCCCUCGAUUGUCCACCGCAAGUGCUUUUGA